Polyodon spathula (Mississippi paddlefish) is the source of this 1870-nucleotide messenger RNA. RefSeq names its product mannose-1-phosphate guanyltransferase alpha-A. Lineage: Eukaryota; Metazoa; Chordata; Actinopteri; Acipenseriformes; Polyodontidae. Gene Ontology annotation, molecular function: transferase activity. Gene Ontology annotation, cellular component: cytoplasm. Gene Ontology annotation, biological process: biosynthetic process. The transcript has 13 exons. The record is from RefSeq and is a predicted model, not a curated record. The coding region runs from base 97 to 1359 and encodes 420 amino acids.
CAAUGCUGAUCUAACGAGAACUCAGGAAGUCGUAAUCUCGUUGAGUCUGCGGAGUUGUGUGUCAGUGUACUAGGAAGUCAUAACAAGGAUCUAAAGAUGUUAAAAGCUGUAAUACUAAUAGGAGGCCCUCAGAAAGGGACUCGUUUUCGGCCUCUUUCUUUUGAAGUUCCAAAGCCCUUGUUCCCUGUAGCAGGGGUCCCAAUGCUUCAGCACCACAUAGAAGCAUGUGCAAAGGUACCAAACAUGAAAGAGAUUUUACUGGUGGGGUUCUAUCAGCCGAAUGAGGCGCUCAAUCGGUUCCUUUCUUUUGCACAGCAGGAAUUCAAAAUCCCCAUCAGGUACCUUCAGGAGUAUUCAGCUCUGAGUACUGCAGGUGGUGUUUACCACUUUAGAGAUCAGAUCCUGUCAGGGGGCCCUGAGGCAUUCUUUAUUAUGAAUGCGGAUGUCUGUUCUGAAUUUCCACUUCUAGAGAUGUUAGAGUUCCAGAAGGAACAUGGAAACACUCACGUCAUUCUGGGAACAACAGCUAACAGAAAACAGUCCAUGAACUAUGGCUGUAUUGUUGAAAAUCAAGACACCAAUGAGGUGUUGCACUAUGUGGAGAAGCCUAGUACAUUUGUCAGUGAUAUCAUCAACUGUGGGAUUUACCUGUUCACACCUGAAAUCUUUCAACACAUUGGGCUCGUUUUCCAGAAAAAUCAACAGGAUCUCUUAUUAGAGGAACAGAUGAAUGGCUGGCAGCGAGCAGAAGUUAUUCGCCUGGAACAAGAUAUCUUUACAGCACUGGCAGGAAGGGGAAAGCUUUAUGUGUACAAAACUGAUCGGUUCUGGAGCCAGAUCAAAUCUGCUGGAUCAGCAAUUUAUGCCAGCCGUCUAUAUCUAAACCAGUAUCACAAAACUCACCCUGAAAGGCUGGCCAACAAUGAAGAAGGAAGGCCUACCAUCAGAGGAAAUGUGUAUAUCCAUCCAACUGCCAACAUUGACCCUACUGCUGUGUUGGGUCCUAAUGUUUCCAUUGGCACUGGAGUGACAAUAGGCGCUGGGGUUCGAGUAAGAGAGUCCAUCAUUCUUCAUGGAGCUACGCUGCAGGACCACAGCUGUGUCUUAAAUAGCAUUGUGGGAUGGGACAGCACAAUCGGGAAAUGGGCCAGAGUUGAAGGGACUCCCAGUGAUCCCAAUCCUAAUGACCCUUAUGCCAAAAUAGACAGUGAAACACUAUUCAGAGAUGGAAAGCUUACACCUUCAAUAACUAUUUUGGGCUGUAAUGUGAACAUUCCAUCAGAAGUAAUCAUUCUUAACGCAAUUGUUCUCCCUCACAAAGAUCUCAACCGAGGUUUUAAAAACCAAAUUAUUCUGUAGAAUCUGUUCUGCAUUUUUUGUACAAAUGAUGCAAAAUGUAAAGUUUUUAACCCAUGAAACUUGGGGAGAAAAAAAAAAAUAGGUGAUGAAAUACAGUAUAUACAAAGAACUUUCUAUCUUAACUGAACUUUAUAAAAACCCAGGCUGGUAGAAGAUAUAUGGGACACAGCAUCGCUUAAAAUAUUGUAAUUUGAAGACCAUACACCCUUUUCAGCAUCUUGAUGUCUGAUAAUUUGAAAAGUAUUUAACAUUUUAUCUUCUUGCCAUUAUACCAUUGCUUAUUUUGACUCAUUAGUGAACACUAAAUAUUGUAGUAACAUAAUACAUAACCAUUUUUAUACUUGGUGCAAUUAUUAGGCAAGACCCGUUACAGCCACAUGCCUUUCCGCCAACAGGCUGCAUUCACACUGGGGCUGUUUCGAAUGGACACUGUCUAGUCUGGUUUAUUUAAAACAGUGCAUCAAUAUGCUUGCUGUUCACAUUUUUCUGCAAGCGAAGGGACAGUUUUUUU